Acanthopagrus latus (yellowfin seabream) is the source of this 2380-nucleotide messenger RNA. RefSeq names its product zinc finger protein basonuclin-2. Gene Ontology annotation, biological process: regulation of DNA-templated transcription. The record is from RefSeq and is a predicted model, not a curated record. Lineage: Eukaryota; Metazoa; Chordata; Actinopteri; Spariformes; Sparidae. The coding region runs from base 69 to 2153 and encodes 694 amino acids. The transcript has 8 exons. Gene Ontology annotation, cellular component: nucleus.
AGAAGUGAAGCUGCUUUUAAUCGUCAGCGGAGAACAAGAAGAAAACGACACACUAACAGGACCGAGACAUGAGGACGACUCCGGACACUGAAGAGUCCAUCAGGUGUACUGCGCCCGGCUGCAGCUGCCAGUGCUUCAAACCAGGAAGUGUUCAGCUCAGGUCAUGUGAUCGCUGCGGACACGGCUGGGUGUCUCACGCCUUGGAGAAGCUCCAUCGUCAGGCCCAGCAGCCGUCCACCUGUGGCCCAGUGGAGGUGGCCCUUCCUGGGCUGGUGUUCGACCUGAGCUCCCUGGUCCUCUACGGAGCUCAGGCCAUUCCUGUCCGACUCAAAAUCCUGCUGGAUCGUCUCUACAGCAUCCUCACCCCAGACCAGGUACAGGUCGGACACAUCCUGCACACACUGGGCUGGAGUCUGGGGGAUUAUGUUCGAGGGUACAUGCUGCAGUUUCCCGGUGGGAAGGUGUUGGACCGCUGGUUGAUGGUGACUCCUGAAGAAGAGCUGCUCAUCCUCAAACAGUUCCUUCGCUUUGGCGAGACGCGCCCCAUCGUGGAGUUGAUGACACUACAGUGCCUGACAGCUGCCAAUCACCUGUCUGAUCUGGAGCUAAACCCCGCCUCCAAGGGCUGCCAGUCAAACCUCAGCACGUUCAUCGAGUGGAACGGGGGAACCCCAGGACCGCUGAGGAACAUACGAGGAGAUUCACUUCUGGUGGCCGGUGUCUGCCGGUUUAAGAGGACCAGUCCUGACGAGCGCAACGACUCUGUCCACCAUUUUGAAACCUUCCCAGGUGGACAGUCGUUGCUUCUGCCUUUCCACUUUCCAAGUUCAACCUUUCACUGCUUGGUUCCUCCCCACAAGGAGCUUGUUCCUCCCAGUAAGCUGACACAGUGCCUCCGGAGGCCCAAUGGGAUCAAACUGGCCGAGAGACAAAGGCAGGAAGGCGGAUCAAGAGGACAAGAGAAUGAUCCGCUUCUACAGCAACCUAAAGUCGAACCGUGUUUAAGAAUCAAAGCUGACCCUGACAAGCCAAACCCGGUUCUGUUGAUACGCCAUCAGGACGCCCAGUUCAACUUCGACCAGAGGAUUGACCUUCAACGGGCCAACCAGCAGAACCCCUCCUCACACUCGCCUUCCUCAGACUGCUCACUUCAUCCAUCAGUUUCCUCGUCUCCACCGAAGAUUUCCCACAAGUCCUUCUCUCUCAGCCCUCUACCAUCCUUCUCCUCCUCCUUCCUGUGUCCUCUCCCGGCCUCCUCGUUCUCUUCCUCCCUCCAUCCUCUCCCAUCCUCUCCUCCCUCCCUACGCCCUCUCCCGUCUUCCCUCUGCUCCCUGUCCUCUUUUUCACCUGCAGGAGGUCGUAAGGGGAGAGUCUGCUGUGGCGUUUGUGGGAAAAGCUUCUAUGACAAAGGAACGCUGAAGAUCCACUACAAUGCCGUCCACCUGAAGAUCAAACAUCGCUGCACAGUUGCCGGCUGCACCAUGGUCUUCAGCUCGCUGCGCAGCCGAAACCGCCACAGCGCCAACCCGAACCCGCGGCUGCACACUGGCGCCGGCAGAGACAACGCGCACAACCACAGGAACACUCACGCUGACCUGCACACAAUCAUUCACUCUGAAACACAGAUGCACAAAGACUCCCACAGAAACGUACACAACACUCACACACGGAUGUGCAAAGAGAUCGGGAACACACUCUGGCAGCAGGACGACGAUGCAAACACAAGAGUACGAAUACACGACCUGAGAAACGGACUCAACGGUCACACAGAACCCCAACAUGGCUGCCGGGACAAAACCCCCCCGAAUACAGACUCCACCUCCAACCUGCACUCCCAGACCCCUCCUCCUCCUCCUCCUCCCCUCCUCCCAGCAUGCACUGCUCCCCCCCUAGUUGUUCCCACGCUGGAGAAAACCAACUGCUGUCGACACCUGCUCAACCUCCACACCACCCACGCCGCACCUGCCACCAUCACCACGGCCAACGGUCAACCUGUGUCACGUGACCAUGAUGUCACGGCUUGCACCAGCCCACCAACCAAUCAGCAGCGGCGGCGGUGGGACUCAAGUGACCCCGUCCCAAAGAAGAAGCCCAGGAAGUCGAGCAUGCCGGUGAAAAUAGAAAGAGAGAAGGCGAAGGAAGAGGAGUGUUGAGGAUCUGUGAGAUCUUUGAGUCGAUGUCCAAAAGAUUUCUAAAAAGACAUUUUAAGUUAAUUAACAGCAACUUAAAUGUGUCUUUUUAGGCUUCACGUUUUCAUGUACAUGAACUGAUGCUCAUAUUUCUAUAUAGGCAGAUCAUAUAGAAAUAUCAGACGUCACAUAUCAAUAAAUGGAUCAAUAAAUGUGCCGUUUGUAUAUUCUGUCUCUGCAAUGAUACAUGU